This is a messenger RNA of Trichophyton rubrum CBS 118892, 234 nucleotides long. RefSeq lists its product as uncharacterized. Lineage: Eukaryota; Fungi; Ascomycota; Eurotiomycetes; Onygenales; Arthrodermataceae. The transcript has 2 exons. The coding region runs from base 1 to 234 and encodes 77 amino acids. The record is from RefSeq and is a predicted model, not a curated record.
AUGCCUGCGACAGACGAAGGUUCAAUCAACGAAAAUUUGGUCCAACAGAUUUCGAAGAAUCUGGCCAACACUCGCUACACGUUCGGUGUCAGCUCGAAACAGUACCAGACGGUACUGGAAAUGUUGAAGACGUCUAUUGCAGACCUGGAACAGCAGAAGUUGUGUGGGCGCAAGAACGACACUUCGGAUGUCGAGAAUCUCAUCCUUCUCUUAGAGAGAGAACUGAAAAUCUGA